AUGGACGCAGCCGCCGCUUCGUUUGUCUUCCCAAAGGUGACCCCUUUUAGCUCCACUCUCCCCAAGAGCAGCCGUCUCCUCUUCCUCAGGCAUUCUAACAAACACUUUGAGCGCAAAGGUUUAUCCGUGAAGAACAACAAUCCAAGCUUCAACAGCUGUCAUUUAUCGGUCGCUCCCGAUUCAGUAAACCCACUUCGGGUCGGGUCGGGUUUUCCAUCUCUGGGCCUGGGGACCCCUUCGAACCACCCCAGAACCCUUUUCCCCCUUCGCAUUUUCAGAUGCUCCGUCUCGAGUUCUGCGGCCUCAUCCGGCCCAGAUGCUCCGUCUCGAGUUCUCGACUCCCUGAAAUCCACCCUGUCGGAGCUGACUCCGGCCGACGUAUGCAAGUGGAGCCUGGCGUUCUGUGCCGUGAUCGCCGUGUCCAAAUGGACGGCGAACCUGCUCUUGAGCCCCUUUUUCUGGCUAUACUUCAGUUGGACUUGGAUUUUUUGGCCGUGGAUGGUGGCCGUAGCCGUUGCAAUCUGCGGCUGUUACUGCCUCAGGAAGUAUCUCAAGGGAGAGGCCACAGAGAUCGAGCAACUCGGAAUCGUGACCUCUGCUUUCACUUGGCUUACGCUAGUCCCUCCGGCCCACUUCAACGGAUUUCUCGAGGGCUGGCCUUUCGUAUUCUUCCUAGUCUACCACUUCUUCUUUUUCUUACACGUAAGUGUUCGAAAAAGACUCUACGGGGAUCUUUAUGCUCGGGAGCACGACCCGAAAUGGGAUAUCAGCUUGCCAAAUCUUGACAAGAUUCUCUUUUGUGCCGGAGUAUUUCUGGCCCAUUGGCUAGCAGCCUUUGAGGGGGUCGAGCUCCACCUCGUGCCUGGAGGGUGGAACAAUUUGGGCAUCUGGGUUUUGAUCCUUGCCUCGGUUUUCCUUCAGUAUGGCUCGGUUCUGUACUUAUCAAAGUACUCAGAACGAGUCGUUGAGCCGACUUCAGUUGUUCACGUCGGGCCGUAUAGGUUCGUGCGCCAUCCUAUGUAUGCGUCGACAGUUCUUUUGUUUGCAUCAUACUUUACGGCAUUACGAGCACCGUGGAGUUUGCUGUUUUUGGUCGGGAUUUGCUUGGUGUACUAUGGGAAGAAGGCAAAGUUGGAGGAGGCCCUAUUGCUCGAGACAUUCGAGGAGAGGUACAGCGAGUACAUGGCGAGGGUUAGGUACAGGUUUAUUCCGUUUAUUUAUUAG
Messenger RNA from Striga hermonthica, 1224 nucleotides. NCBI's taxonomy places the organism in Eukaryota, Viridiplantae, Streptophyta, Magnoliopsida, Lamiales, Orobanchaceae. The record is from the annotation of a GenBank genome assembly.